AUGCCACGAGGCACAAACAAGGAGGCGGACGACAAUGCCAAGAGGGUGUCCCGCCGUCUGCUUCAGGAGCCUGGCGUAUAUGAGAAGCGGCUCUUCAAGCCGUCGGCAGCUCCCCCCGCCACGGGAUCAGCACCACCUAGAGAGGAUCUCCCACAGGCUCCCCCGUCAGGCGCCCCAACUUGUGGCCCGACCUUGGGAGCUCGCCUCCUCCUCACGCACGAGCCUCAGGAUGGGUGCUUGACCGAGGAGUUCAAGGCAUACCUGCUUCAGGGCACCCUAUUGAAGAAGGAGGAAGACGCGGAGCGUGUGGCCCGCCAGUCCACUACAUACUGCAUCCAGGACGGUGAGCUCUGUCGAAGGCGUCCGAACGAUGUUUCUUUACGAUGCAUCUCCAAGGAGCAGGGAUGCGAGCUGCUAGCCGACAUUCAUGGCGGGGACUGCGGGCAUCACUCCUCAUCGCGCACCCUUGUGGGCAAGGCGUUCCGCAGCGGAUUCUACUGGCCCACGAUGCUCAACGAUGCCGCAUAA
Molecule: messenger RNA, 528 nt
Organism: Aegilops tauschii subsp. strangulata
Lineage: Eukaryota; Viridiplantae; Streptophyta; Magnoliopsida; Poales; Poaceae
Source: RefSeq, a predicted model, not a curated record